CUCACUACCACCCACCAUAACUCUCUCUCUCUCUCUCUCUCUCUCUCUCUCUCUAUAUAUAUAUAUAUAUACUUACUUUCACAUCCCAUGCAUAUCACAUUCAGUUUCAUGCCCACUUCACUUUUAAACUAUACCAUUACACUUAUAGACUCAUCUCCACCACUCAACAGGUUUUUCUAAAUUUUCUCUCUAAUAAUAUUUUUAGUUUAGUAUUUUCUUCUGACAGUAAGUACUGUUUAAUUUUUCCAACACUACCACCACCUCUAGAAACAAUGAGUUGCUUACAAUCAUGGCCGGAGCCAAUCGUCCGAGUCCAAUCUCUCUCCGACAGCGGCAUGACCGUAAUCCCCGACCGCUACAUUAAACGGCUCUCCGAACCGCCAUCUCCUGUAGAAUCGCCACCAGAGACCGAGGUCAACAUCCCGGUCAUUGACCUCUCCAACAUCUUCUCCGGCGAUGACUCUCUCCGCGAUGAAACUUUAAGCCUAAUUUCAAGCGCGUGCCGCGAGUGGGGAUUCUUUCAGGUGGUGAACCACGGCGUGAGCCACGAGUUGAUGAGCCGGACUCGGGAGGUGUGGCGCGAGUUCUUUCACUUGCCCGUGGAGGAGAAGAUAGCAUAUGCGAACUCUCCGGCGACUUACGAGGGGUACGGAAGCCGGCUCGGAGUCGAGAAAGGGAUGAAGCUGGAUUGGAGUGACUAUUUUUUUCUUCAUUUUCUUCCCAAGUCGCUGAGGGACCAGAAGAAGUGGCCGAUGUUUCCUCCGUCGUGCAGGGAAUUGGUUGCACAAUAUGGGGAAGAAUUGGUGAGGCUAUGUGGAAUAUUGAUGAAAGUGUUUUCAAUAAACCUUGGAUUGGAAGAAGAUUGUCUUCAAAAAGCCUUUGGAGGAGAGGACAUUGGUGCUUGUUUGAGGGUGAAUUUCUAUCCAAAAUGUCCACAACCAGACCUGGCUCUGGGUCUCUCCCCACACUCUGACCCCGGCGGCAUGACCCUUCUCCUCCCCGAUGAAAAUGUCUCUGGCCUCCAAGUCCGCCGUGGCCAUGGCUGGGUCACAGUCAAGCCUGCCCCUAAUGCUUUCAUUGUCAAUAUUGGCGAUCAAAUUCAGGUUCUAAGCAAUGCAAAUUACAAGAGUGUGGAGCAUAGGGUGAUUGUGAAUUCAGCCAAAGAGAGAGUAUCACUUGCCUUCUUCUACAAUCCCAAUGGGAAAAUUCCGAUCAAACCGGCCGAAAAACUCGUCUCCGAAGACCGGCCGGCGCUGUAUCCGGCAAUGACAUUUAAUGAGUACAGAUUGUUCAUUAGGACAAGGGGUCCUUGUGGCAAAUCUCAAGUUGAAUCACUAAAAUCCCAACAUUAAUAAUAAUAAUAUGAAUCUAAUUUUGUCUUUUAAAAUUUCAAUGUAAUUGGCAAAUUAAACUGGUGCAAAUUGGAUUAGUUUUCCUCUGCUUCUAGCAAAAUCAAACUUUGUUUGGUUGGUCUAUCCUUUGAAUUCAACAAUAUAUGAAUAGUUUCAAUGCUUGUAAUCUGAUCUUUACGAUUCAUUGCAUGGACUAAGGUAAAAGUUAGAUACUUUGAACAAUGUCAA
This is a messenger RNA of Camellia sinensis, 1580 nucleotides long. RefSeq names its product jasmonate-induced oxygenase 2. NCBI's taxonomy places the organism in Eukaryota, Viridiplantae, Streptophyta, Magnoliopsida, Ericales, Theaceae. The record is from RefSeq and is a predicted model, not a curated record.